Messenger RNA from Ceratina calcarata, 5014 nucleotides. It is a transcript of the gene C15, whose product is annotated as homeobox protein C15. The transcript has 3 exons. Gene Ontology annotation, molecular function: RNA polymerase II cis-regulatory region sequence-specific DNA binding; DNA-binding transcription factor activity, RNA polymerase II-specific. Gene Ontology annotation, cellular component: nucleus. Gene Ontology annotation, biological process: regulation of transcription by RNA polymerase II; animal organ development. Lineage: Eukaryota; Metazoa; Arthropoda; Insecta; Hymenoptera; Apidae. Bases 1276 to 2481 code for a protein of 401 amino acids. The record is from RefSeq and is a predicted model, not a curated record.
GAGAGGGUAUGGUGGGGACCAAACGGAUAUUCGUCGUAAUUAAGUCCCUCCGCAUCUUCAACUGGAUGCGGCACGUCUCUGCAGUGAGACGAGGAGACACGUUGGUACCGCACGGGUAGAGAAGAGGAGCGGCCCAGGCUGGCCGAAGGAGAAGGAAGAUGAAAGAAAUGAGGAGGUGGAGAGAAAAAAGGAGGCACAACGAUCGGGCAAUAAAUAAUACAGGAGAAAAAGGCGAUCGCCUGCAACAUUCUGCUCAAAUGUUAAAUAGGUAUCAAUUUAACUCUGUCCAAUGGUCGAGUCGGUAGGCGGUACCUGAAGAAACCCGAUUGGUCGUCGGGUACGUGGUAGGCGAUGCCGCGCGUCGCGACGCUGGGUCGUGGGCUCGAGUAGACGCAGAAACGUAGUAGGGAUGAACCAUCUGGUUUCUCGUCUGGUUCCCUCACAACGUCCCGUCUCUCUUCCCGCGACCGACCUGGAUUGCUGGAUUCACGUUCCAACUAAACGCAAGAGUUCCGUACAAGGAUAACACAACCCUUUCGAGCUGCCACGUGAGCCGCUCGUCCUCUCUGUCUCCGUCCGUGCAUAUCUCCGCGCCCUCCGUCUUCGUUUUGUUCGUAAAGAAAAACAGUCCGAGGAUAUACCUGAAUAUGUAUAAUCUCUUCCGCACUUGAACGCAUCUGAUUAUUGUCGAGAGAAGAUUUACAAAGUCCGCCAGUUACACGCAAUUUUCGAUUAGACUGAUACUGUGAUUUGAACUGUGCAUUUCUGUAGAACGAAUAUACGGAAAUUGGAAACGAGUUCAUUGCUUAGAAGGGAUGUGAAUACUAGGAGUAAUAAAAGUGUACCGAUUACCGUUGUGACUGUGUUUGGAUCAACUGGUCGGUGGCCGAGGACAGUUAUCGGUGCGUGAGCAAGCUCGUCGGAAAACUAAGCGCAAUUUAGUUUUCAUCGCGAGUUUCUCGUUAACAAAAUAUUCUGACCGGAAAUUUGAGAACUACAUGGCCGUCAGGCUUCAAACCGGUGUAUACAGUGAGCCGAAUGUUGGCUAAAGAUGCAUCCAGAUUGCUAAUUCAAACAGUCGAGUGUAAUUUAAUUAAUGAGUAUCCGUAUUCGUAAUCGAGGGUUCGCAUGCGAAUAGGAAUUCAACGACGAACGUAGGAAAGUGAAGUGCAGGAUGAUGGUUGAAAGAAACUUCCGGUGAACGACUGGUCUCUCUUUGAUCGUCUAAAACGGAUCGCGAUCUACCCGUCGAAUAGAUCAAUCGAAGGCAGCGUCAUGUCGGUUCACGGCGACAGCGACGUGGACGCGACGGAGGAGAUCAACGUGGACGAUUCUGAUUCCGGAAGUUGCAGUCCGCGUAAUUAUGUGAACGACGGUCGUCGCCUGGAACAUUCCGAGUGCUCCGAUUCCCCGCCCCCUAGUCAGACGAGUUCGAGAACGCUGCAGAACGAAUCGCCCAGGAGUCACCCGUUCAGCAUAAGUCGUUUGUUGGGCGAGAGCCGGCAGCAGAAUCCAAAGAGUCCCUCGUCAGAGGAUUUGGAUAGCGACAAGGAACGGAAAUGGUCCUGGGAGGAGGGCAACAAUAACGGAGGCUCGUCGAUGACUUUGGACGACGGCAGGAGAUCUUGGGGACAUGAAAUCGAGGAGAAAUUGUCUGAGAAAGACGACGAUGACACCGGUAGCUCGCCGGAAACGCAGACGAGUUCCGCGGCGUCGGUUCAUUGCACGAGCGCGGCCGAUCUGUUGGCACCGUUCAGACUUUUCCCGACCGGAUCCGGUUUGAUCUACACCGGCGGAGGCGUAAUAAGAGUACCCGCGCAUCGGCCACCCGGUGCCAAUGGUACAGCGACGGGUACACUGCCGGCACAGGCGUUGAUACCGCCGUGGAGUUUACAAGCACUUCAGCACAGUCAACAACAAGCGGCGGCGGCUGGUCUUCAUAGGGCGAGUCUACUGGCGAAUCUGGCUGCGCAUCCGCUUCAGGGACACCCGCACUUAAAGGACAGACUAGCAGUAGCUGGAGCAUUUCCAAGGAGGAUCGGCCAUCCGUACCAAAACAGAACGCCGCCGAAGAGAAAGAAGCCGCGGACGAGCUUCACCAGGUUGCAAAUCGCCGAGUUGGAGAAACGUUUCCACAAACAGAAAUACUUGGCCUCGGCUGAACGAGCAGCCUUGGCUAAAACCUUGAAGAUGACUGACGCCCAGGUGAAGACUUGGUUUCAGAACAGGCGGACAAAGUGGAGGAGACAAACGGCGGAAGAAAGAGAAGCGGAAAGGCAAGCGGCGAAUCGGUUGAUGUUGUCCCUUCAAGCCGAGGCACUUGGAAAAGUUGCUUAUCCUGCAACGGUACCCAGCCACCCAGCGGGGACUCCCGUUCCCAGUUUGGACAGACAGCAAGCGCCACCGACUCUGACCCACGCCGUGGGUCAGUGGGCCUCGCCGUACGGCCCCCCGCAACCCCUAACCGAACCAAUUUGCUGAACGUUAAUAGUUGACGCAAAUUCAAAGACCGAGUGAAUCUAUUAAACAUAGAUAUACUAAUUUAUGAGACAUUUUUAUAAAAAGAAAAACAUUGUCCUUUACCGACAUAGUAAUAUACUCUGCACUUAAAACAUGAACGAGAAAGUGAAAAUGAUUUGUAGAUAAUAGUUUCAACCAUUGAACCUUCUUUUUAGAAACGUUCAGAAUUUUUAAAUAAGAGUUUUGGGGAUCAAACUCUAGCAGUGAGAUUUGUUUAUAGAUUUAUUUUUAAAGUUUGGUACAAAAAGCUGAAAGUUUGAUAUGGAAUUGCGCGUUAUGAAUGUUGUCUCAAGUUUUGUACGACUGUUAUGUUGUAUGAUGGAUGAAUUACUCGUUUGUUUCCGUUGGACCCUUGCAGCAGUAAGAUGUUUUAUUUCAAGUAAGUAUCUUCAUAUAAAUUAUUUUUGCCCCUUGUAAUUUAUAUCGUACAACUUAGUUUUAACAAAACCUCAAUCAAUUUUCCAUGGUUCGUCGAUCGUUUAACUCCCCUGAAAACCUCUUUAGCCGUUGAAAAGGUAUAAUGUAAAUAUGAAUAGCGUAUUAAGCACGAGACCCAGAGUCCUUUAAUGACAGUUAAUCGAGAUCUUGUAAAAAUUGUAAAUAUAUUAAAUGCUUCGCCAGACAUUACGACAAUUCUCAUAAUUAUAUAAUAACAUCUAGCGUCUGUAGCAUUUAAAUUCAUUAAAAAAAAGAUAAAAGCAAACUACCAGGUUCUCUUUAUAUCAAUCGUGAUAAAAUAUGAAUAAUGAUAAGACAAUUGUCGCCGUAAUUCGAUUAAUUUGAAAACCAACGUGCGAUAAUUGCUGUAGGUUUAUGGAUCCAUUAUCCGCACUGGCAUAGUCGUGUACACGUAAUGAAGACGUGUUUAGAAAAUUUUCUAAAUUGCCACGGUCGUAAUUUGACGUGGCGUUUAUUGAGAGAAAAGAAAGUUGUCCGCGAUCUAAUGAGAGAGGGAAGUCCUGGCAGUCUUAAUUGCGCUAUUUCUAGGCAAUAUCAAACGUCUUAACCUUCAUGACAGCCAAUUUUAUCGACGUACUUAAUUAACGAAUUGCGAGGGGACUGAUAGGCAGCCGAAAAAGAAACUUAAACAAUUACGGGUUUCACGUUACGUUCUCCGUUCCGGUUUUCGAAAAAAAAUUUACCCUCGUCAAACAGACGCGAUACCCAGGGAUACGUGAAAACACGCCGGGAAAGGCGAAGACAGUUGAAAUCUGGACAGCCUCGAAUUCCUGGGAAACUUUUUUCACGAUCCAUAGCGUCACAUACCGCUACAGAACCAUUAUAAAUUAUACGAAUCGAAAUUCAUUUAAAUGAUCACAUUUUUAAUUUAUCAUUGUUCGUAUUUAAUUAAAAAUUUCAUUGAUCGAGAAUAUUAAAAGGUGUCUUUAAGAGAAUUUCUAGUAAAAUAGCAACAGCAAAUUAUAGAAAACAUAGUAAAAUAUGAUUUAUUAUUUACAUGAAUUAUCGGCGUGAAACAUUUCCCUCGAAUAUUGCAACUUAAUCAGAAGAUCGAUACGACAUAUCUAUGUACAUAUUAGCGCGAUAGUUUGUAUCUGAACGUACCAAAAUGUACGAACAAUAUUAAUCUGUGUCUGCGAUCCACUGUCAAAUAUUAGGCAAACACCAAGGCUAUUAAUGAUCAACGCGUGAAACUGAUUAACCCUCGGAAUUGACCGAAACUAAGAUUCCCUUACACCUUCCGAACUAAAUUUUUCAUAUAGCAUUUUAUUCAACAAAAUAAUUUUCCUUUUUGAAAUUAUAUGAAUUAACUAAUAAUAAGUGUCGGACCGAAAGCGAAGAGGGUUAAUAAUACACAAAAAUAUACACCAUUUGUAUAUAUUAUUUCCUUAGAUAUACGAAAAAUCGUGAAGAAUGAUUAAGAGUAUUAUAAGUGUAUCGCUACAGUUAAGAUUUAUUGUCUUCAUCGAAAUAGAGGGUGUAUGUCGUUUUAAUUAAGCACCAAUAUUUAAGUUAAAAGCAACCGUAGAUUUAUCGAUCAUAGCGAACGAUGUGAUGUUAUGUAAGUACAUAUGAUUCUAUGUACGUUGUAUAUAAUUGAGAAGUAAUGGAAAUAUGCAUACUAUAAAAAUAACCGGUACGCGUAUACGUCGAAUUAUACGAGACUUCACGAAUUCAUAAUAAGUGAACACACGAUGGAAUAUCUAUCCUCGGCUAUUAUUUAUUUGUUAAACAAAUGAACUUUAACGCGUGUAUACGUUUGUUGUUUAAUAUUAGAGUGCAAUUUCAUUUUUUUUUUUUAAUUAUUAUCUUGUUGAUAUAAAAUGAGAAAAUAAGAGAAAUCAGCGAAAUCGUAGUCCGUGCUUCUCGCGAAUACUUAUGUAGUUCUAUUUCCAUGAACUCUGAACUUUCUUCAUCCCUGUCGACUCGGAUCGUGACAAAUUUGAUUUCCUUCGUCCCGAAUACAUUUUAUAAUGUACACUGUAUAUAUUUUUUCAGUUGUAUUGCACAGAAUAAAUUUAUAUGAUCACGUGAA